UCUGCAGCCGUUCGGCCUUGUUUGGCUUCGGGAACGGAACUGUUGUGAGUUGUGAGUGAAUAAGUAUCCAUUGUCAUCCGCUUGAAUUAAUACUCAGAAGCUGAAUAUGGCUGAUACUUGUGAGACAGAAGACUCUGCUGCACAUCACCAGGAUUCAAAAAAGACCAAAGCUGACUCGCGGUCGCCAAAUCAAACAAAGAAAGGAAAAAUGGGUUCAGCAAAGUGUGGACCGCCUUCUGCAAAUGCACCUGGUGGAAGAACAGCAGGCGUUACUAAUUCAAAUGGCUCAGGGAAGCCUGGGGUUCAGGUGAAAUUACCUAAGCCUAAAGUUGACCUCAAAGCUCUUUUUGACUACUACUUUGUAAGACAACAGCAUAAAAAGUGCAAAAAAUUGAGGCUAAGGGAAAAGAGAAAACGCAGAACUAAGAAAAAAACACCUGAGGAAGAGCGGCCGAAGAUCCGACUGCCUCUGAGAAAGAGGCGGGCGAGAAUCCCAGCACGUGAGCGACGAAGGGAAGCGAGACAGGGGGGCCUCCAGUUUCCUUUUGUGGAGAAACUUAGUGGAAGGAAACACAUUCCAUUUAAACUUGUGUGUCGAUAUGAGCAAUUAGCUGUACAAGGAUACUUCAGAUACAUUAAAACGCUGAAAUGUGAGCGCCUCCUUGAAAAGUCUUUGACAGAAUUGAAUGCGGGGGAUGAUCUAGAAAAUGAGAGCCUGGAGACACGGAAGUACAAAUACCUGGAUGAUGAUGGUCCUCUUUCUCCCAUUGAAGAGCCAGAUGAAGAAGAACCAAAUAUGAAUUCUGGUAAUGAUGAUAUUGGUGCCAGGAUAGUGGAGAAAAGUUCCUUUAUCCUAAGUAGUAUAAUUCCGGAGAAGAAGAAGAAAUACAAGAAGAAAACCAAGAGCUGCAAAAAUGAAUGAUCUCCAUGACAGAAUCCUGCAAAUGAUGGCACCUCUUGCUUGCGUCAUUAUAUUUCAUGGACUUCAGUAAACUCUUUGCAUGUCUGGGAAUUUUUAGUGGACUGCUUUCUUUACAGUUUUUUUAAAAAAAUAAAAGCUGUUUGCCUGGUUUA
This is a messenger RNA of Anolis sagrei ordinatus, 1074 nucleotides long. The record is from RefSeq and is a predicted model, not a curated record. NCBI's taxonomy places the organism in Eukaryota, Metazoa, Chordata, Lepidosauria, Squamata, Anolidae.